This is a messenger RNA of Trichomonas vaginalis G3, 1305 nucleotides long. RefSeq lists its product as uncharacterized. Lineage: Eukaryota; Parabasalia; Trichomonadida; Trichomonadidae. Bases 1 to 1305 code for a protein of 434 amino acids. The transcript has a single exon. The record is from RefSeq and is a predicted model, not a curated record.
AUGUACAAAUCUAAAAUCGAAGAACUUGAAUUACAAAAUGCAGAACUCUCUAAAAUCAGUGACAAAAGUUAUUCAGAAGAUUUGACGAACAAAGAAAAAUUAACAACAGUUUUAGAUGAACUUGAAAAAGUUACAUCAGAAAAGAAAUCAUUAGAACUUGAAUUAACAAAAUGCAAGAAAGAACUUUCAGGCAUUAUUGAACAAGCACACGAUGAUGUCCAUAAACUUAUUGAUAAACUUAACCGUGAGAAAUCUAAAACAUCAAUUUACAAAUCUCGUGCUCUUUCAGCCGAAUCAAAGAACAACGAUGUCAUCAUUGAAGUUCGAAAGCGAACAGAUUCAUUGGCAUCACAAUAUGGCACAUCCAUUGUUGCAUUGCAUAAUGACUUGAAACAAGAACGAGAGAAAGUCACAAAUAUUAACAAAGAGAAAGAUAUAUUAAGUGACGAAAACAUUCGACUUAAAACAGAAAUCUCUAAAUUGAAAGUUCAAUUGCGAACAUUAACAAUCAAUAACGAAGACUUGAAGACGAAUCUUGAAACAGAACGUUCAAACAACUCAGCCAAGAUUGCAUCUCUCAAUAUUUCAACAUCAUCAAAGAUUGAUGGUUAUAACAAGUCAUUUUCAGAUCUUAGAAACAAGUUCAGAGAAGGAAUUGCAAAAAUCUCUGGUUUCGAUAUCAAGAGUUUACCAGAAGAUGACGACGAAUUAAUUGAUAGUGCAUACAGAUUUGUCAACGAAAUUAUGAAUUCAGAAACAGCGAAAGUAACACAGGAUGCUUUAUACCUCAGAAAAGUUUUACGUAUUGAAGGAACAGACAAACAUCUUUCAGAUGUAUUUUCAGACAUGAGAUCUAAAAUUGCAAAGCUCGAUGACAAGUGCAGUGCAAUUCAAUCAGAGAAUGAGAGAAUACAGACACAGACAGAGAGAACUAUGAGAGACAACGAACGUCUUCAGUCAUCACAGGAAGAACUCCUUGAAUGGAGUAGAUGGGGAAUGUCUUUGUUCAGACAGAUAUCAGACAUGUCUCCACAAGGACAGAAAGACAAAGACAUAAGAUUGACAAUCGAGGAACAGUUCAUUGGUGAUCUCGGUUUCGGUUCAUUGAGAAGCAAACUCUCAAUUUUGAGGAGUGAGAAACAAUUCUUGCUCUCUCACUCGAUUCCUGGAUCAUCAAAAACAAAUACAAAUUCGAUAAGACCUGUUGCAAUGGUAAUCGUGUUUUCAAACAUUUUACAAGGACUCUCUGGAACUCAAAAGUCUACGAUAUUAAUCAAGGAGAAGAAACCUGCUCCAAAAUUGUAA